ACAGACGAUUCAAACUUUUGUUGUAUUGUUCGGUGUGAACCGAUAUCUUCGAUAUAAAAAGGCGCGAUUUGUCUGAACCUAUCGAGGUCUAUCGAUACGAAAGUUUGUUUAUCAUUGUUAUUCGGCACUUUGACCAUAAAAAUGAGCUCCAUCAAGAUCGAAUUUGCAGUGCAGAUGCGAAAAGGUGACGAGUCCUAUGCCGGAGCACUCCGUUCGGCGCUUGAUGGGGUCGGCCAGGUGGAAAUUGACACCCAGGAGGGUCGAGUGAUAGUCCAGACCCAACGACCUUGGUCAGAGAUUCAGGACAAGAUAGAAGCCACAGGGGUCCGGGCUGUCCUCUCUGGAUUCGGCGGCCAGUCGGCGGUGGCCCUCAUAAACACCACAGGAAGUGUAGUGGACAAGACAGCUAUCCAGGGAGUGGUUCGGUUUACCACCAUCACCGCAGACAAGGAGCCUGGAGUGGUGGUGGAUGGCGUUGUGGACGGUCUAACGCCGGGAUUACACGGAUUACACAUUCACGAGAGUGGAGACACUUCUUCAGGUUGCUCGUCCGUCGGAGAUCACUACAAUCCCCGCCAAUCGCCACAUGGAAGCCCUGCAGCUGCGGCAGAGGAGCGGCACGCUGGAGAUCUAGGCAACAUCCGAGCCGAUGAAAAUGGCAGGGCCACCUUUAGAUUUGUGGAUCCAGUGCUAGAGGUCUGGGACAUCAUCGGAAGGGCUGUCGUUCUAACAGCCAAUGCCGAUGACCUGGGACACGGGACCAAUGAACAGAGCCUGAUUGACGGCAACUCUGGGGAAAGGAUCGCGUGUGGUAUAAUUGCUCGUUCGGCGGGCAUCUUGGAAAACUUUAAAAGAAUCUGUGCAUGCGAUGGGGUCACCCUUUGGGAUGAACGCAAUAAGCCAUUGGCUGGCAAGCAACGCUCACAAAAGCUGUAACCUUGUUUUCAUAUUUGACCUUGUAAAUAAAAUUAUCUUAUCUCUA
This is a messenger RNA of Drosophila teissieri, 982 nucleotides long. RefSeq names its product copper chaperone for superoxide dismutase (gene Ccs). Gene Ontology annotation, molecular function: copper ion binding. The coding region runs from base 142 to 936 and encodes 264 amino acids. NCBI's taxonomy places the organism in Eukaryota, Metazoa, Arthropoda, Insecta, Diptera, Drosophilidae. Gene Ontology annotation, biological process: removal of superoxide radicals. The record is from RefSeq and is a predicted model, not a curated record. The transcript is spliced from 3 exons.